CUUGUUUCCCUAUUUCAGUGCUAGUUUUGUUGUGCAAGCCGGUUCUCUGCCCAUUUGCUUGCUAUUUUGAGAGAGAAUCUUGUUGAUUUUCUAUUGAGCAACACAAUCCCUAGGAUGUGUGCAAUUUCUUAAAUCAAGCAAAAAGAUCCUCUCAAAGGGCGUCAAGAAGUAGUUGCUUUGCUAGAAAAGAUGCUACAGUGGAGAAUUUCCUGUCUCUGUCGUAGUGUCAUACGUUAAUCUUCCUUCAUUUGGUGAUAGAAUAGGCGUUUUGUCCCGCUUAAUUUGGUUGCUUCGUUCCAAAUAGAAAUGGAGGACAUGGGACUUUGGGACUAGGUUUAAGUGUUAAGGUGGUGCUGCCAUGGAGCAUAUAAUAGUAGGCAGGCAACAUAUGUAUGUGACCAUUUCACCUUUGCAUGUUUGGUUCUCAUGUCCCAACCCCACAAACGGCCACAAACCAAAGAAAUAGCAGGUAAGGAGAGGGUUCAAUUGGAUAGUUUGGAAGCUCGAAUCAACAAAAUAAAGAGUACAAGUGCCUGUUCAGACAGGGGCGGAUCCAGGCUCAUACUAGGGAUGUUGAGCCUCUUGUUAUUGGACAAGUUCAUGUUUUGUGAGUUAAAAUGAUGCAUUUUUUCUAAAUUUCCCUCUUUCUUCCUCGUGGGCUUCCUGGGCUGGGCCCGUGUUGCAACCUCGCAGCAUGGGCCUUGGAUCCGCAGAAUUUCUCUUUCGCGCUCACGCGCGCGCAGGCAAAGUAACGAAUGACCCUGUCCAACCGGCCCAUGGACUGUGCUUGAUCAGCCACGCGCAGGCAAAUAGAGACUGGAUAGAUAGAGACAGAAAAGAAACGCACAGAACACACUGAAGCUUCCACCAAAGUCAUCUGCUGCUUCGGAAUCGAAACCUCCUCCGCCUCGAUAAUUAGUCCAUUUGGGAUCGGAGGGAGUAACUCUAUUUCCCACGCCCUUCCCGUCCCCAUUCCCCCACACCCGGAAGAUCCCAACCCCAAGCCAAACCCCAUGGCGACGCGCGCAGCUCCGGUCAUCGCCUGCUUCGCCGUGUUCGUGUCGAUCGUCGCCGUCCAAGUUCCAUCCUUCCUCGACCAGUCGGCUGCCACCGCGACAACCGCUGAAGCUUGCCCCCUUGACGGCGCUGUACUCCAAGUCAUGCUGCCGUUGGCCGCGAUGGAUGCCCUGUUCACCGCCGUGGCGUUCAUCUACGGCCACCACCUGCACCAUGCCGCUGACGCCGGCAACAGGCGCCUCACGGGGGUCUUCACCUUCAUCGCAUGCGCGUCUGUAGGCCUCCUCCAGUUCUUCUUGUUCGUCCAGCAGCCUUCACGCGGCGUGGACGGCGGCGCCCAAGCUCACGCGCUCCGUGUGGCUGCUGUCCAUGCGUUGCCUGCUGCGGCUGCUGUGACGACGUUCUUCCUGGGCGUGACGCUCAUCUACGUGCACGUCGGCAACGGCGGCGGAGGUGCUGGCAGCGGCGCGGUCGCCGGCAACGGACCGGUCCCGGAGCUCGCCGUGUGGGUCCUCACCAAGACAACACUCGGAGCUACACUCAUCUGCCUGAUGGCCAUCGUCCUUGCCCUCUAUAUCAAGUAACAAUUGGGGACUAAGCACGUUGCUUCAAUAUAUACCAUCUUGAUCGCACGCGGGGAUCGGAGAUAAGACUUGAUGCAGAUUUAGCCUUUAAACCUAGCUACAACAAGAGCAUGAUUGAUCACUCAUGCUUCUUUUGAGACUUGUAACUCUAUGGUAAUCGUGCUAUGUCCUGUGAUACUUCUUAUUGAUUAUACUAUUGUGAGAUUAAUGAUAACCAUGAGAUUGUGGGAGUAUA
Messenger RNA from Phragmites australis (common reed), 1836 nucleotides. RefSeq lists its product as uncharacterized. The coding region runs from base 1014 to 1601 and encodes 195 amino acids. Lineage: Eukaryota; Viridiplantae; Streptophyta; Magnoliopsida; Poales; Poaceae. The record is from RefSeq and is a predicted model, not a curated record. The transcript is spliced from 2 exons.